Molecule: messenger RNA, 1476 nt
Organism: Lycium ferocissimum
Lineage: Eukaryota; Viridiplantae; Streptophyta; Magnoliopsida; Solanales; Solanaceae
Product: heavy metal-associated isoprenylated plant protein 37-like
Exons: 5
Coding region: 162-1289 (375 amino acids)
Molecular function (GO): metal ion binding
Source: RefSeq, a predicted model, not a curated record
AUUACCUUCAUCUCCUUAUACUUCUUGGCAUUUACUGCAACUUUUUAAUCUGCAUUGUCUUGCAACUCCUUUUCCUCACUUUUCAGGACACUUCCCCAUAAGUGGAACUGAACAAGAGUAAAAAAUAAACAGAUCAAUUUAUUUGAAACUGCACUGAGGAAAUGACAAAAGAUGAAAACUUUAAGCUCCUAAAGUUCCAGAAUUGUGUUCUCCGGGUGAACAUGCAUUGUGAUGGAUGCAAGCAGAAAGUGAAAAAGCUCCUUCAGAGAAUUGAAGGUGUUUACCAAGUAAACGUUGAUGCUGGGCAGCAAAAAGUCACAGUUUGUGGAAGUGUAGAUUCAGGAAUUCUAAUUAAAAAAUUGUUUAGAGCUGGUAAGCAUGCUGAGCUAUGGUCUAAGAAAAAUAACCAAAACCAGAACCAGAACAACACUUACUGCAUGAAAGAUGGAAAGGACAACAGAAAUCAAAAGCAAGUUCAGUUUAAGGAUCUUGAGAACCAACAUGAAUUCAAUUUUGUAGCACUAGGAGAGGAAGACGAUUAUAAUCUUGAUGAGUACGAGGAGGAGGAUGAUUAUGUUGGUGAAGAAGAGAUGAAAUUUAUUAAAGAAAAAGCAAACCAAAUAGCCCUUCUUGGGCAACAAAAUGCAGAAGCAAACAAUGCCAAGAAAGCAAUGUCAGCAGCUCCCAACAAUGUAGUGAAGGUAAAUGAAAAUAUCAAUGCUGGCAAGAAACUAAUUGACCCCAACACAUUGGCUGCCUUGAAAAUGAACAUGAUGAAUGGUGCACAAUUGGGAGGUGGUGGAAAUGUCAAUCUAGGUGAAACUGGACAUAUGAGAAAUGAUAUAAAUGCAAGUAUGAUGAAUCUUGCUGGUUUUCAUGGGAAUGGUACUAACAAUGUUGCUUCAAUCUUGAAUGGAGGAAACAAUUCUAACUUAAUGGGACCUAGAGGAUUUCAAGUUCAUCCAAACAAUGUCAUACAACAAGGAUCUUCAGGUCAUUUUAAUCCUUCUAGCACCUCUAUGCUAAUGAACAUGAACAAUAUUGGUGGUCAUCAACAGUACAAUCCAACAUCAAUGCUGAUGAAUUUGCAGAACAGGCAUGCUAUGCAACAGCCUCAGAUGAUGUACAAUAGGUCUCCUUUUGUUCCUCCGGCAACCGGUUAUUACUAUAAUAAUUAUGGCCAAGUACCAUAUAUUUCUUCUUAUGUUGAGCCUAGUUUUGCUUCUGCUGAUCCCUCUGCUAAUAUGUUCAGUGAUGACAACACCAGUAGUAGCUGUUCAGUCAUGUAAUAAACUUGUGGGAAUUUAGUAGAGGAGGGAUAAUUUCUAUAAUAUUUUGUUCUCAAAUAAGAUAUUAUGCUUUAUGUAUUUUCUUGCUUGUUGUAUAAUUGUCUCUCUUAAGACCUGACAUUAUUGUCUCUCUAUCCAUUAGUAUCUAUCUGGAAUGGGAAAUUAUAUUAAUAUAAAGUUUUUGCUU